GACAGUUCGUUUCACCUUCAGAGUUUCUGUUAGAAGCAUUUGCCGACUGGCCAAGGACAGCUGAAAUAGAUCCUGCAAGUUACUUUGGUUUUCAAGUAGGAAGACAUUUUCAUACUUGAAACUGUCCUGUCGGUUUCUUUCUGUGCAAGAUAAUCAGCCACACUUAAAGCAUUUAGAACAUUAAUGAGGUGCUUGUUAAUAAACCUGGAUGACUGGCUGUGCUGCCAGCCCCCACCUCACAGCCCUUGCUGUCCGCACACCCAGUGUGGAGGCUGGUGAAUGGCUGUCUUCAGAGUGUCUGUCACUUGGGAAGCUGGUUAAACAUUCAAAAUCAGGCCCCCAAACUCCUAAGUUUGAUUCAGCAAAUCCAAGGGAAGCUCAAGAAUCUGCAUUUUGAACUCUUCUGCUUUGAGAGCCAAAGCUCUGUGCUCAAGCCAACCCUUAUUUGCCAGUGAGUAAUUAGGCCUUAACUUCUCCACUACUGACCAGCUCCGGAAGGCAGACCUGGAGGAUAAGCACCCUGGCAGCGUAUCAUACAGGGUCCUGUCUCAGGUUCCUUCUCAGGUUAAUGCAUUAUUGCAUGAGAGCAUUAAAUACAAUGGUUAUAAACCAUGGUCUUAAUGAUUUGAUACAGUGAGCAAAUCUUUAAAAUGAGAAACAUGCAGAGUGCUUAGCCAUAUAAUUGUACAGAAACUCACAUUAACUACUUAUAUUAAAAGUAAGAACUAUCUCUAACCUCCUAGACUGGUUUAAAAAAAAAGAGCAACGCCUAAGGCUAAAGAAAAUGCCUGUAAUGCUUAGAUUAUUGAAUUCUCCAGCCAAGUUAUGACUUUUCGGAACAAAGUAGUCUGGGCUUUUACUGUUGUUCCCUCACUAGCUCUACAGCCUUGGGCAAGUUUUGAGCUUUCCACAGUCUGAGCAGUCUGUACAGUGGACAUUAUAUAAUGAGUUGCCCAAGACAUUUCAUGAGACCCAUCUGUCCUUUGUUCAGAAAAGAGUAACUACUGUGAUGAGAUUUUAGCCCACGUGACACCCCACCCUAACCCACCCCACAGGAAGGCAAGCACAUGCCUGGGGAAGAAGCUGCCACAGAGAGGCAGGGGCUUUGAGAGAGGCUGGUCUUUGCACUUACUCCCCAAGAACCAUCCACUGCCAUGUCUCCUUACCCUUAACUUCUUGUGGCUUAACUUGAAUGGCGUUCUGUCCACUGACAUAACCAAAAUGGAGCCCCUACCCCAUGUGGUUACCAUGGGAAUUAAACUGGAAAUUGUAAAAAUUGAUUACAACAGCUGACAUAAGGCAGGUAAGGUAUUAACCACAUUAUGUUAACAACAAUGAACAGAUACUGUUACAUUUUCUAAACUUGUUCCUGCAUUUGUGUUUGGAAUCACAUUUGCUCAUGAUACUGUUAGAGUCAUCAUGGGCUAAUCAGAGCUAAGAAGACUGAGUUGGAUACAAAUUGAUGCUUUAUGGCAAGGGAAAGCCAAAUGAUAGCACAAUACAGAGAACUAAAAUUGCACCCUACUUUCAACACAGGUAAGUGAUGUCAUCUCUACCCGGUAAGGAGUAUAAUCAGCAUGCUCCGCUCAUGAACUCAACUGAAUUUUCAGGGGAGUGGGGUAUUGAAUGAUGUCCUUGGAUGAACUUGACCAUCUCCUUGGAGACUUGAAUGUUGAGUUUCUUUGAACAUCUGAGCCAGUUCUCUCUCACUGGAGCAAUGCUGAAAUUCCAAGAGACUGCUAAGUGUGUGAGUAGAUCAAGAACCAUUUCCACAUAUCCAAAGGGCUUGAUUGCGAGAAGAUAUGUGCUUCAGCAGAAGCUUGGCAGUGGAAGUUUUGGAACUGUCUAUCUGGUUUCAGACAAGAAAGCCAAACAAGGAGAGGAACUAAAGGUCCUAAAGGAAAUCUGCAUUGGAGAACUCAAUCCAAAUGAGACUGUGCAGGCCAGUUUGGAGGCCCAGCUCCUUUCCAAGCUGGACCACCCAGCCAUUGUCAAGUUCCACGCCAGCUUUGUGGAGCAAGAUAACUUCUGCAUUAUCACCGAGUACUGUGAGGGUCGAGAUCUGGACUGUAAAAUUCAGGAAUAUAAAGCAGCUGGGAAAACCUUCCCAGAAAGUCAGAUAAUGGAAUGGUUUAUCCAGCUGUUGCUGGGAGCUGACUACAUGCAUGAAAGGAGGAUACUUCAUCGAGACUUGAAAUCCAAGAAUAUAUUUCUGAAAAAUAACCUACUUAAAAUUGGUGAUUUUGGAGUUUCUCGACUCCUGAUGGGCUCCUGCGAUCUAGCCACAACCUUAACUGGGACCCCCCAUUAUAUGAGUCCUGAGGCUCUGAAACACCAAGGAUAUGACACCAAGUCGGACAUCUGGUCUCUGGCAUGCAUUUUAUAUGAGAUGUGCUGCAUGCAUCAUGCAUUCACUGGCUCCAAUUUCUUGUCCAUUGUUUUAAAAAUUGUUGAAGGUGACGCGCCUUCCCUCCCUGAGAGAUAUCCAAAAGAACUGAAUGCCAUCAUGAAAAGCAUGUUGAACAAGAGUCCUUCACUGAGACCAUCUGCCAUAGAAAUUUUAAAAAUCCCUUACAUUGAUGAACAACUACAGCACCUGAUGUGUAGAUAUUCAGAAAUGACGCCGGAAGACAAGAAUUUGAAUUGUCAGAAGGAAGCUGCUCAUAUAAUUAAUGCUGUGCAAAAGAAGAUCCACCUGCAGACCUUGCGGGCGCUAUCUGAAGUACAGAAAAUGACUCCAAGAGAGAGGAUGCGUCUGAGAAAGCUUCAGGCAGCCGAUGAGAAAGCAGGGAAGCUAAAAAAGCUUGUGGAGGAAAAAUAUGAAGAAAAUAACAAACGAAUGCAAGAAUUGAGAUCUCGGAACUUUCAGCAGCUAAAUGUCGAUGUGCUCCAUGAAAAAAAGCUUGUGACGGGAGCGGGAGAAGAGGAGACGCCUGAGGGGAGCCUUGCUUGUUUGCCCCGCGAGGAGGCUGACGCGAGGAGCCCACGCCUGGAAGAGGAACCUGGUGACCUGACAUCAGAGAAGCUGUUGGAGCCACAGCCCGUGUCUCCCUUGGACCUCAGCACACUUGAGUCCAAUGUCGAGGACACCAGCGCUGACCUGGGAGAUCACGAGAUCCCAGAAGACCCACUUAUAGCUGAAAAGUACUAUGCUGAUGCAUUUGAUUCCUGUUCUGAGGAGAGUGAGGAGGAGGAAGAAAUAGUGUUCUCAGGAUCAGAGGAAGAGAUGGAGCCUGAGGGACCUCAGCCUGCUUAUAGAUCAAACCAGGACAGUGAUAUUGAAGCUCUGGUCAAGUGUUUGGAGAACGUCUUGGGUUGUACCUCUCUAGACACAAGAACCGUCACCAGCGCAGCUCCAGACGUGUCCCUUGGACCAACAGUCUUCAACAGUGCGAUGGCUGAGACCAAGGUGAAGCGCAUGAGGGAAUCAGCUGUGCAGAAGCUGGGUGCAGGCGUCUUUGAGGAGGUCUAUAAUUACCUCAAGAGAGCAAGGCGGCAGAACGCCAGCGAAGCAGAGAUCCGCGAGUCUCUGGAAAAAGUGGUGCCCCGUGCCAGCGACUGCUUCGAAGUGGACCAGCUCCUCUACUUUGAGGAGCAGUUGCUGAUCACUGUGGGCGAAGGGCCCCCCUUUCAGAGCCAUCACACUGCAGCUAUCAAAACCAAACCGGUUCAAGGGGAAGUUUCUGUGAAAAACCAUUGAACACAUAAGCUGGGCCCUGUCGUGGGGAAGGGCGCUUAGCUGGAACCACCGUCUUCCUUCCUUUCGGUUGCUUGUCAAAAGGGAGGCUGUGUUGGAGCACAGGAGACGUGCCUGCUAGGCCCGGAGGCCUGGGCAGUGAGUGCUGUCCCGGCUGUGCCAUGAGCUAAGCUCGUGGAUCAAGCUGGGCCUCCUGGGAAGCACCCCAGCAUCGGGCCACGCUUGGCCACAAGAAGCCGGCUGCUCUCUGCCAUCUCCAUGUGGAUGGAUGCAGUGCCUGUCCACCUUGGGCCACUGUGCUGUGGCCAGCCUGCUCCUGGGGGUCAAUGGACCUCGGACAUGCCAGUAGCUGCCCAGGAGUCAGGCACACUUGCUCAGGUCCUCUGGUUUUGGUUCCUUUGCUCUUCCAUGAUCAAUAAGCAAGACCUGGUUUCCAGAGCCAAAAAGUGAUUCCCUUCUGUGAUGGAUCCCCCAAAUUCAUCGAUGGAAUAUUGAAGACUCUAUUCUUAAUAAAAUGACCUGGGGCUUUCUAGAAAGAAGUGAAAACCCCAAAGAAACGAUAACAGGCCCGAGCGCGUACACACCACUUUGACAGGAGGGUGACAGAUUUGUGUAAAAAUGACAAGACAAAGGAAAGGGAUUUGAGGUCCUCAGGGGGGUAACUUUGGGGACAGUGACUAGGAAAUAUAUUGGGGAAACUAAUGAAAGAUCAGGGUGAUUUUAGUAGAUUUAUUUGUACGGAUCUAUCUCAACAUCAAUCCUGUCUGCAGUGAUAAGAAUGAUCUCCUUUCCCUGGGCCAGGGAAGGCGCUGUUCUCAUAGGAACUUGUGCUUUUAGGUAGAAAAAGGAGGCCAGAGGUCUUCCUGCAUCUGCUGUUUCCUUUAAUGCUUUCAACUGAAGAGUGACCCCAGCGCCAAUGUGGCACAUUUUGGUGCCAAGCAGUGGGAAGACAAGUGCAGCCUGAAAUAGGCCAUCUGCCUGGGGUUGGUGCUGUUUGACCAUUUCGGGCAUAAGAGAAUGGAAAGCUGGAAAGAAAUGCCACUUUGGAUCAUGGCUCCAGGCCUCAGGCCUUGUAAAGGAAACUUCAUCAUGCUUACCUGGGCGUGGGGGUGGGAGCACGGGAUUUAAGAUGUGAGAAGGAAAUACCUGUCCACAAUUUCCCUGGAAAAAUGCUUUCUCCCUCAGCCACACUCUGUCUUAAAUUUGGGCCAGUCCAGUGUGAGUUUUUAUCACUAACCAAACUGCAAGUCAGUGAGUGGCAAUUGGCAGAGGAAUUAAAGAAAUGGGAAAUUGUUUGUUAUGAAACAGUCACAGGUAUAAGGAAGCAAAGGGACCCUGCUAAGUUGCUGCUUUGUAAAAAAUAUAUAUAUUUCACGAAUGCCAAUUGACCUUUCUGUCUUCUAUUUAUGCAGAGGAAAUGCCACCAGCUAUUUUGGGUGAUGCAGAGAUAAGGAACACAAAGCAAAGUGAUGGAAAUUAAUUAUUUAAUGUAUUUGGGGCUGAGACUGGAGUAAAAGUUGUACGUCUAUUAUAUUAUAAAAGACUCCAGCAUCACAGUGGGCUCAGGAUAAAGGAGGCUGACAAACUGAAUGGUAGUUGUGGGGUGGGGGGAAACGAGGAAAAGCAUACCCCAGUCUUCUUUUAAGAUGAUAGGACAGCUAACUAGUGUGUCAGAAGAGACUAGGACUAGGGAGCGACACAGACAGACUGAUAGCCACAACUUGUAGAAGGAAAAAAGAAAUUUGAACUUGAUGCCAAACGACUUGGAUUUUAGACUCAUUGUCACCAUUCACUGUGCAUCUAGGACAAGUCCUCUUCUCGCUCGGUCUUAUUUUCCUGCCCAGGUCUGAAAGUUGUGGUUGCCAGGGUGCAAAAGAAAUCAUCCCAUACCCCUCUGGGUUCUUCUAGCCUGGGAAAUAAUCAAACAAGCACAAGACAGAUCAGAGUCCCAAAUAAGUUUAAUAAUAAUAAUGCUUUCAAAAACAAAAUUCACAAAUUUAAAGAUCUAAUUGGCUUUAUUAAAUGAUUCAUGAAUCAGGCAGCAUCCCAUCGAGGUCUGCAAGGAUAGUUAAGGACAGAGGUGAGAUGAGGUAUUUAGCAAACAAAAAGGUUAUUUCAGGUAAAACCACCUUCUCAGAAAACCCUGAACCAGAACCAUCCAGCUAAGCCAUUCCUAAUUCCUGACCCACAGACUCUGUGAGAUAAUAAACUCUUACUUUGUUGUAUUGCACAUUUCUGCAGCAGAUCGGUAGACAGAAGGCAAAGUUCGGGUCUUACCGGCUGAGUUUGCUCUACCAUGCCCUGUCGCGGGGCAGCCCCAAAAAAGGUGUGAACUGGGCCUAGCUGAGCUGUAUCGUGGCACCAGAGGGAGGGCAGGUUGAGGAGGAUGAGACUGGAGGCCGCACAAGCAGGUAGGCAGUGCCGUGCAGGUGAGAAAAUGUGCAGACAUGACUGUCACCUGGUAGGCCAUAAAGAGUAGAGAUGAUAAGAAGGAACAGAGGACCGAGAACUGGAUCGGUGGGUCGUCAGAGGGUGAUGCCUCGGUUUCCAGCCUGGUGGCUGGGCAGGCAGUUGAUAGGCCAAACGGAGCUGGGGAUGUACGAUGAGGUGCAAAUGGGGGUAUGGGGGGAGGAGGAGGUUACUGAGUUCAUUCUGAGCAUGUUGGGGUUGUGUGCCUGUGGGGUAUGCAGGCAUGAAGCUGGAGGUGUCUGAGAAGUUCUGUCUUUAGAGUGAAAUGGAUGCACCUAAUGGGGUCCAGACAACACAGUGGUGGCUAUUUUCUCUGGCUUCUUGGAAUACCAUUGCCUUUUGGGCUCCGGGGUGUGACUUCAGGGGUGUGAGGAGCUAAGAGAAUAAUGACAACAGCUUCUAGCCCUUGCUGGGGGUCCUUGAGGACACACCCCACCCUGGCUGCUCUGGCUGGUGGCCCCUCCUCCCCACCCCCACACUGUGUAGUCUUCAGAUUCAGUGGCUCUCAACCACGACUCUGUAUUUGAAAUACCCUGGAGAUUUUUUGAGAGUUAAGUGGAAUGAUUUAAAAACUACCUGACAGAUGGUGGCUCUUGGUCAGUCUUCUUUCUGCCUCUAGUCUCACCAGACUGACUUCUCUCUCCCUCUCCUGGACCAAAAGGGAUUCAGCCUAUGAAAGGGUUUUGUGAAAUGCAAAGUUUCAUUCAAAUGUAAAUUAUAACCUUUACUUUCAGCUUCAUGUGAAGUCAGACAUCUUUUUAUUUUUAACUUUUUUUUUUUUUUUAGUAUGGAAAACAUCAAACUAUAUAAAAGUAAAGAGAAUAAUAGACUAAGUCCUUAAUGGAGCCAUCGUGCAGUUUCAAAAAUGAUCAGUUUGUGGUCAAUCUUAUUUUAUUUAUACUCCCACGCACUCCCCCCUUGCUGGGCUAUUCUUAUAGCAUUCAUAAAUAUUUCAGCAGCUAUCUCAAAAAGAUAAAGACUCUAAAAAAAUAAUUCACGGUACAUUUUCACACUUAAAAAAUUACAAUUCCUAUAUUAAAUGUCCGGUGUUUACAUUUCCUACCAUCUCUCAAAGUUUAUUUCUUUAAAUUAGGAUCCAAAGACAGUCCAGUGAUUCAACAGAUGUCUCCCUAAUCUCUUAUCUACAGAUUCCAACUCCAUCUCUUCUAUUUGUAAUUUAUUUAUUGAAAAAAAUAAGGUGAUUUGUCCCCUAAUGUCUGGAUCGGCCCUCCUGAUUUUUCAAAAAUAAACUAUUUUUUAGAAGUUUAAGAUUUGUAGAAAAAUUGUGGAAGUACAUUAUCAUCUGUAUUUGUUACAAUAAGGGACUAAUAUUGAUAUUUAUUAUUAAAGUCUGCACUUUAUUCAGAUUUCCUUCCUUUUUACCUAAUAUCCUUUUCCUAUCCAGGACACUGUCUGGUCGACCAUGCUACACCUCGUCGUCACGAAGCCGUAGGGCCCUCUUUGUUGCGAGUUUCUCAGACCAUCCUCCUAUUUCAUGACCCUAAGAUCUGAGGCGUGCAGGUGAGUGAUCUGUAGAAUGUCCCUUAGCUGCUUCCCAGGGCGUGUCUUUUGGGAGGAAGAACACAAAUGCAGCCAUAUUCAUCAC
This is a messenger RNA of Talpa occidentalis (Iberian mole), 7772 nucleotides long. It is a transcript of the gene NEK11, whose product is annotated as NIMA related kinase 11. Gene Ontology annotation, molecular function: protein kinase activity; ATP binding. Gene Ontology annotation, biological process: protein phosphorylation. The transcript has 17 exons. Lineage: Eukaryota; Metazoa; Chordata; Mammalia; Eulipotyphla; Talpidae. The record is from RefSeq and is a predicted model, not a curated record. The coding region runs from base 1670 to 3700 and encodes 676 amino acids.